Molecule: messenger RNA, 1334 nt
Organism: Guillardia theta CCMP2712
Lineage: Eukaryota; Cryptophyceae; Pyrenomonadales; Geminigeraceae
Exons: 5
Coding region: 219-1088 (289 amino acids)
Biological process (GO): regulation of DNA-templated transcription
Cellular component (GO): nucleus
Source: RefSeq, a predicted model, not a curated record
GAACCCCGGGGACAUGCGGCGAAGAGCGUUCGCCAUGCUGAUAGAGAGGGGGGGCAGAGAGAAGGAGACAGCAGGCGGGAGAGUGAUGGAGAUGCAGAAGUAGGUUAGAGGGAGCAACGGAGAGGAGGAGAUGUACUUUCUGGGAACACAAGGCAGUGAGCAAUAAAAGGGCGGGAAGGCUGUGCUGUUUGUGUUGAGCUUUGUAGUCCGAGUUCGACAUGGCACAACAAGAGUUCUCCCCAUGCUCGGACUGUGGGACGUUGCCUUGCAAGAGACCCAAGAGAGUGUUGGACGACUGCUGCUCGUGCUCGGGGGAAGUUUGUGGGGACCCAGCAUGCCCUGCGAUCGAGUUGAUCACUUGCGAAGCUUGCAACAGAGGAGACAACGAAAUGCAGCUGAUCCUGUGUGACGGCUGCGAUCAUGCAUGCCACCUGGCUUGCAUGGAUCCGCCCGUAGGUUUUGUGCCGGAAACGUGGUUUUGCCGCCGGUGCUUAUCAGCAUCGUUGAAACUGCAUGAUUCCAGGGACCGGAGGAUAGGAGGCCAAGCACUUUGUAAAUCCGUAAAUGAUUUCUACAGACAAGACAUCUCCUGGCAAUCAGGAAGUUUUCCACAGCCCUCAGAGAUUUUCAAGAGCGCAAUCAUGAACAUUAGCCACCAUGAUCACGAGUCGAGCCCCAGGGGGCUGAGUUGCAAGUGCAAGAGGAGUCGAUGCAUGAAGAAGUACUGCGAAUGCUUUCAGAACAGCUCUGCCUGCACAUCUAGAUGCACGUGCAAUGACUGCGGGAACACCAUCUCGGAGAGGAUGCGGAAGCCUGGGACCUUCCAAGUCCGCGCUUCCUCCACCUCCCCGACCAACGCCCCAGAGCCCGAUGUAGAGGUUGUGCAUGUCGCACCCAAGACGGUCAAGCCAUCGAGCUACAGCAGGUGGAGGCUGGAGAAUCAACUCAAGGAGAGGGAUAGGUCGCCGCUGCCGCACGAGCUGCCAAGGGAGGUUCAGCUACUUGCAGCAGAGGCUUACACUCGGCAACAAGCCUUGCAGCAUCAGAGCCUCGGCGGCAGGAUGUCGAAUCGAUCUUCUCUUCCUUGACCCACGGCCACUGUCAGACUCACUUGAAUGUCGACACUCAGUCACUGUGAAAGCCGCCAGUGCCCCCGAAUUGAAAAGUUUCUGUCACAGCACUGUUAGCAUGCAACACUCAGUGACUGAUUUCGGAAGUUCUGGCAGCCGCUGAGCCGCUGAGCAUCAGACCCUUGCCAAGUUGAAAGGCUUAGUUUAAGUUACCGUGACUCAGUGAUCAGUGUAGUAUUUAGUAGAUAAAAUCCUUCAGGUCAC